AUGGCUCGAGCCAUGGUCCUAUUAUGGGCAUGUUAUUCUGCGCUUUUAACCGGUACAUGUGUCAAUGGUCUAGGCGUGAAUUGGGGUACGCAGACAUCAACACCUUUGGAUCCUAAAUAUGUCGUGCAGAUGCUCAAAGACAAUAAGAUUAACAAGGUGAAGCUUUUUGAUUCGGAUCAUUGGACUGUUCAUCAGUUUGCUGGAACGGGGAUCGAAGUCAUGCUUGGGAUCCCUAACCUCAAUCUCAAAAAAUUUAGUAAGGAUUACGAUGCUGUCCAAGAUUAUGUCAAAGAAAAUGUUAGCGAUCAUUUGCGUGAUCAUGGAGGUGUUAAAAUCAAGUAUAUAGCCGUUGGAAACGAACCAUUCUUGAAAGCUUACAAAGGAGAAUACGAGAAGACCAUAUUUCCAGCUCUAAAAAACGUACAAAAAGCACUCAAUGAAGCUGGGCUAGGUAACAAAAUCAAAGCCACAAUCCCACAAAAUGCUGACGUAUACAACUCCGGUACAGCAGGCCCAUCGGCGGGAAAUUUCCGACCAGAAAUCAGAGAUUUAAUGGUCAAAAUCUCAAGGUUUCUUGACGAAAACAACUGUCCUUUCAUUGUUAAUAUAUACCCUUUCCUUAGUCUUUAUGAAAACGAAGAUUUUCCCAUUGAAUUUGCUUUCUUUGACGGAGGUGGACAAGGUGUUCAAGACAGAAACAUUCACUACACGAACAUGUUGGAUGCCAACCUCGAUACCCUCACAUAUUCCCUGAAGAAGGCCGGAGCAAACAAGGUUAAAAUCAUCGUCGGAGAAAUCGGGUGGCCGACAGAUGGCAACCAACAUGCCAACGCAAAAAUGGCAAGAAGAUUCUAUAAUGGAUUGCUGAAAAAGUUAGCGUCUAACAAAGGAACCCCACUUCACCCAGGAUACAUCGAAGUUUAUCUUUUCAGUUUAACCGAUGAAAAUCAAAAGAGUGUUGCUCCGGGAUACUUCGAACGUCACUGGGGGAUUUUCCGGUAUGACGGUCAACCAAAAUUCCCUAUUGAUUUCUCCGGCCAAGGCAACGAAAAGAUGCCGGUGGGUGCAAAAAACGUAACGUAUUUAAGUCACCAGUGGUGUGUUUUGAAUGACGAUGUGAAGAAUAUGAGCAAGGUCAGGGUUACUUUGGAUUACGCUUGCAGUUUGGGUGAUUGCACAAGCCUUUCAUAUGGAUCAUCAUGCAACAGACUAAGUGAACGCAUGAAUGCAUCGUAUGCAUUCAAUAUGUAUUAUCAGAUGAAUGAACAGAGUGUUGAGGCUUGCGAUUUCAAUGGGGUGGCAAAGAUCACUAACCGCAAUUACUCCACGCAGGAGUGUCUUUUUCCGGUAGAGAUAAUGAGUGCUGCCGGGAAGAAUCUCGCCGGAACCAGUGUUCUUGUUGGUUUGUUAAGCUUGUUAGCGUUAUCCUGAAGGGUUCAUAACUAGUAAGAGAUAGGUGAUUCAGAGUUAUUCCA
This is a messenger RNA of Lactuca sativa (garden lettuce), 1475 nucleotides long. RefSeq names its product glucan endo-1,3-beta-glucosidase 8. NCBI's taxonomy places the organism in Eukaryota, Viridiplantae, Streptophyta, Magnoliopsida, Asterales, Asteraceae. Gene Ontology annotation, biological process: carbohydrate metabolic process. Gene Ontology annotation, molecular function: hydrolase activity, hydrolyzing O-glycosyl compounds. The record is from RefSeq and is a predicted model, not a curated record.